This is a messenger RNA of Angiostrongylus costaricensis, 348 nucleotides long. NCBI's taxonomy places the organism in Eukaryota, Metazoa, Nematoda, Chromadorea, Rhabditida, Metastrongylidae. The record is from the annotation of a GenBank genome assembly.
AUGGGCGUCACUGUAACCUGGAUCUCCUUCAUCGACGAAGAGCGAGUAACACGUCGUGGCGACACUAAUCCAAUGAACGCAAUGCAACCGUCGCCGGAGACGUUAAUUGAAGAUUCAAUUCCCAUAAAACACAAAGUGGACGAAAAUGUUUAUGACCAGAAUGCCGUCUUGGCUAAAAAUGAUAUGAUUCCUUAUAGAAAAAAAUUAGUGGAUCGGGAAGCAUCCGGUCGUAGGCGUCCUUUUUGCAGCCAAGACGUCGUCUCAUUGAAAUUGUACACUAUUGUUGAACUCUUGUUUAAAAAUAAUGUAGUUCUAUCUACUAAUGUGAUGAAUUUGGAAAACCAAUAG